This is a messenger RNA of Papaver somniferum (opium poppy), 1504 nucleotides long. RefSeq names its product GDSL esterase/lipase At4g16230-like. Bases 88 to 1263 code for a protein of 391 amino acids. Gene Ontology annotation, molecular function: lipase activity. Gene Ontology annotation, biological process: lipid metabolic process. NCBI's taxonomy places the organism in Eukaryota, Viridiplantae, Streptophyta, Magnoliopsida, Ranunculales, Papaveraceae. The transcript is spliced from 5 exons. The record is from RefSeq and is a predicted model, not a curated record.
UACAACAGCACAUAUUAAUGUUCUUUAUAAGUUACCUACUUCUUUGUAUUCGAAGGUCUUUAAUUUGAGUCUAAAGUGUAUAGCAUUAUGAUCUCUUCAUACUCAAAUUUUCUUAAAUCUCUUACGAUGAACGUUCUUAUGGUUCUCGUUGUGUUUGCCAUGAGUUGUCGUUCGGUGACACCCCGGGGCAAUGACAAGGGUUUUCAGCGUCCGGCGAUAUAUAUCCUUGGAGAUUCUUUAGUUGAUGCUGGUAACAAUAACUAUAUUGAUCAUACUAUGUUUACUAGAAACAAUUUCCGCCCUUACGGAAUUAAUUUUCCACGCGGGAAACCUUGGACCGGACGUUAUACCAAUGGAAGAACACUCGUUGACAUAGUAGGAGAAAUGUUUGGCGUGAAAGACUAUAUUCGUGCUUUCUUAGAUCCAGCAACGGUUGGCGAUGUCGUUCUUCAUGGAGUCAAUUAUGCGUCUGGUGGUGGCGGAAUUCUUAAUGAAACUGGCAUGAUCUUAGGUAAUCGAAUAAACAUGGAUGCACAACUCGAUAACUUCGCAAAUACAAAGAACUACAUAAUCUCCAAGUUUGGUGAUUGUGGUUCAAAGAAAUUUCUUGCGAAAUCUCUUUUCGUUGUUGUAAUGGGAUCCAAUGAUUUCAUUGACAACUAUUACAUUCCAUUUCUCUCAAAACCGGAGCAAAAGAUGCUAACCCCGGCAAUGUUUAUCGACAAACUAAUCUCAAGAUUCAGACUUCAACUAACAAGAUUAUAUGAAAUGGGUGCAAGAAAGGUUGCAGUUGCAAAUGUUGGACCUGUUGGUUGCAUUCCCUUAGAAAGAGCUAUAAAUAGAAUUUUGAAUGCCACAGAAUGGCAUGCGAAGGAUGAUGCGUGCAUUAGUGAAAUGAAUGAUGCAGCAAUGUUAUUCAACAAGAAAUUGAAGAGCCUAGUGAUGGAGUUCAACUCAAAAAAUUUGGAAUCUAAAUUCCUAUAUGUAGAUAUUUAUGGAGUUUUUACUGAUGUUAUCGAUAACUAUCAAUCUUACGGCUUUGAGAAUUAUAGAGAUUCAUGUUGCCAAACGCUUCCCGAUCCAUUACGAGGUUUGUUAGCGUGCAAUGCAAAGGGAGAGGUUUGUGCAGACCGAUCCAAGUAUGUAUUUUGGGAUGAGGCUCAUCCAACUGAUGCUACAUAUUACAUUUUUGCAAAGAAGUUGCUGGAGCGCGAUUCUAAAUACGUAUUCCCAUACACUAUUCAACAACUCUACUACACGUGAGCCAUUGACUCAGUAAUUGCAGUACUUGUUGCUGACAACUUCGGGGUUCAAUUCUUUCUUUGGCUCUGUGGAACCAAACAUGGUGGGAUGAUCCCCCAAGUUUAUGGACACUAUUCUAGCUAUUUUUAAAUGUUUGUAACAUUUCGUUUUACGCUGAUUCUUUGGUGGGCUCUAUUAUAGGUAGCUAUAUUAAGGUUUCCGAGUGGUAUUAUGUAUAUAAAGAGAAGAGUUGAAUGUAACU